Molecule: messenger RNA, 1738 nt
Organism: Teleopsis dalmanni
Lineage: Eukaryota; Metazoa; Arthropoda; Insecta; Diptera; Diopsidae
Product: serine protease 7-like
Exons: 5
Coding region: 423-1670 (415 amino acids)
Biological process (GO): proteolysis
Molecular function (GO): serine-type endopeptidase activity
Source: RefSeq, a predicted model, not a curated record
UGCAUAAUUUACAUUCGCAUUUUUUACACAAAGUUAUAUUCUAUAUUAUUUAAAUUAUCAGUUGUUUUAUAAUAUUAUGCUAUAUAAGUGAGUUAUUCGUUUUUAUUUGUAUGGAGUAGGGUGUAAUAAUUAAGACAAAUUCAUAUUAGUCAUCCUCUGCUUAAUCGCUAUAAGAGUCCGUAAACUUUAGUAAAGCUGUUUUAUUAAAUCCGGUUUUUGAGUUUACUGGUUUUAGUUGAGUUUCAGAAGUUGUUAAAAGUAAUACUAUCUUAACUCACAGUGCAAUACAAUAUGCGAUGAAACAACAACGAAUAGUACACAAAAAUUGACAUUGGCCUUCGAAUUGACUAACUUAAAGAAAAUAACUACAAUUUUUUAUCAAGUUAAUUCAAUAUAAAAAUAAAGAAAAUUUUUGAGAAAAAAUGAAAGUGAUUGUAUUUUUGUUAAAAAUUGUUUCUUUAGGAUUGUGUUUCGUGGAAAUCAGUAGUGAUAACUAUUUACUGCCAUCCAGACGUUGCAUUAAUCCAAAUCAACGGCCUGGAACCUGUGUUUCCAUCUUUGAUUGUCAAACUAUAUUAUCAAUUCUUAAACGAGAGCAUAUAGAACCGUUUGACACUGAAUUUGUUAAGGCAUCACAAUGCUACAAUGACUAUAACACUGCACCACAAGUAUGCUGUACAAGUGACACUAGUUUUGCAAGUAAACAAAACUAUGUGCAACCUUUUGUUAGUCAAGAUUAUUUCGAAUAUUCGCAGUUUGCACCCACUGUGGUAGGAUUUCCUUUGAAUAAAAUUCAACCAAUAUCAUCAACUUCGUAUUUAAGACAUCGGACCGACCGAACAGAAGCUAGAAAACAACUGGAGCUACCGACAAUUCCAAUUUGCGGGGGAGUGACAAUUGAAACCAAAAUAUAUGGCGGCAAAGACGCAGAUCUUUAUGAAUUUCCAUGGAUGGUUUUAUUGGAAUAUAAGAGAAAAUCUGGAACUUUGUCCACAAACUGUGCUGGUUCACUUAUAAAUGAGAGAUACGUUCUGACCGCAGCACACUGUGUGAAAGGAGCAAUUGAAAAAAGAAUUGGUCCUCUUGUAAGCAUUCGGGUAGGCGAAUAUAAUACCAAAGAAAAAAUUGACUGCAAUCAACUUGCUUGUGCUGCUGAAGCUUUUCAAGUUCCUGUGGAACAUACUAAACCUCAUGAACUUUAUAAGGAAUCGUCAACAAACAAAGAACAUGAUAUCGCCUUAGUCCGGCUAAACCGAAUAAUUUUAUUUUCAGAUAAAAUUAAGCCUAUAUGCUUGCCGUUCGUAGUUCAACAAUCAGAUUUAGGUUUAAGCACUCAAUAUACCGUUGCAGGCUGGGGCCGAACAUUAAGAAAUUCAAGUAGCACUAUUAAGCAAAAGUUAAAUGUAACGCUUGUAGAUCAGCAGCAAUGUCACAGAAAAUUUUUAGAGCGUAAAGUUAAUAUUGUAGCCAGCCAACUAUGUGCAGGCGGCAAAUAUGCAGAGGAUAGCUGUGAAGGUGACUCCGGUGGGCCUUUAAUGCGAUUCCAAAGUGGAGCAUGGGUGUUAGAAGGUAUAGUUUCAUUUGGUUUUAAAUGUGGAUUAAAAAACUGGCCAGCUGUCUAUACUCGAGUUAUCAGCUAUGCUGACUGGAUACGUAAAAGCAUGAGAUAAAAGCAAUUAAAAAGUGGCUACUUGACUGUGAUCUAUGUAUAUUAAUUUUAAUAAAAUUUUGAAAAUUU